Messenger RNA from Plenodomus lingam JN3, 345 nucleotides. RefSeq lists its product as uncharacterized. NCBI's taxonomy places the organism in Eukaryota, Fungi, Ascomycota, Dothideomycetes, Pleosporales, Leptosphaeriaceae. The record is from RefSeq and is a predicted model, not a curated record.
AUGCCCCCUCCCGACCAGAUCGUCAAGCGGUUGCGAAGAGUUAUUUGUGAGACCACGGACUUGCUCGUCGGACCAAAGUACACGGAAGCUGUACGUGUAGAAGAAUCAUUUCUCUCCACAGUGGGUCAGGAUCUAUGUCACUGUCGAUGGCUUCGAGAUGGGUACCUGGUGACAUGGAUGCGGAGAAAUGAAGAAAUCCGUGGCUUGUUAAUAUCUCGCCAUACCUCAAUGACAGCCGAGCCUGAAAGACCAGCAUGGUGGGCCCCUAAUGGGGAUGAAUGGCACUUUUUGAACCUGUGGAUGAUGCGAUUGUGCUUGUCGAAUCGAUCGUCCUCGUCGUUGUAG